Messenger RNA from Tyto alba (common barn owl), 594 nucleotides. Its product is annotated as olfactory receptor 14J1-like. The coding region runs from base 1 to 594 and encodes 197 amino acids. Gene Ontology annotation, biological process: G protein-coupled receptor signaling pathway. Lineage: Eukaryota; Metazoa; Chordata; Aves; Strigiformes; Tytonidae. The transcript has a single exon. The record is from RefSeq and is a predicted model, not a curated record. Gene Ontology annotation, cellular component: membrane. Gene Ontology annotation, molecular function: olfactory receptor activity.
AUGGCCUAUGACCGCUACGUUGCCAUCUGCCAACCCCUGCACUACGGGACCCUCCUGGGCAGCAGAGCUUGUGUCCACAUGGCAGCAGCUGCCUGGGGCACUGGAUUUCUCUAUUCUCUCCUGCACACUGCCAACACAUUUUCCCUACCACUCUGCCAAGGCAAUUCCAUAAACCAGUUCUUCUGUGAAAUCCCCCAGAUCCUCAAGCUCUCCUGCUCUGACUCAGGCUAUCUCAGGGAAGUUAGAGUCCUUGUGGUUACUGCAUUUCUAUUAUUUACUUGUUUUGUUUUCAUUGUGCUGUCCUAUGUGCAGAUCUUCAGGGCCGUGCUGAGGAUCCCCUCUGAGCAGGGACGGCACAAAGCCUUCUCCAUGUGCCUCCCUCACCUGGCUGUGGUCUCCCUGUUCAUCAGCACUGCAUUUUUUGCCUACCUGAAGCCCCUCUCCUUCUCUUCCCCAUCCCUGGAUCUGGUGGUGGCUGUUCUGUACUCAGUGGUACCUCCAGCUUUGAACCCCUUUAUCUACAGCAUGAGGAACAGGGAGCUCAAGGAUGCGGUGAAGGAAUUGAUCCAACGCACCUUGUUCCACCAGCAGUAA